Molecule: messenger RNA, 792 nt
Organism: Glycine soja
Lineage: Eukaryota; Viridiplantae; Streptophyta; Magnoliopsida; Fabales; Fabaceae
Product: E3 ubiquitin-protein ligase RHA1B-like
Exons: 1
Coding region: 98-607 (169 amino acids)
Biological process (GO): protein ubiquitination
Molecular function (GO): ubiquitin protein ligase activity
Source: RefSeq, a predicted model, not a curated record
CCUAUAUAUUCCUCGCUCGCUGCCCAAAAUCGAAGCUUCUCUUCCUCGCCUCUCUCUAAGACCCCAAAACAAAACCGUGCCUCCUAUUUAUUUUCCGAUGGGUUUUCCGGUCGGUUACGUGGAGGUGUUCUUCCCGAACCCGUUCCUGCACACGCUGGCCCUCCUCGGCCUCCUCCGAAACCUCGUAUUCUUCCUCUUCCACCUCCUCGGACUCUCCGACUUCUUCGAAACCGAGGUCGCUUGGCCGGACCCCCGCCCCUCAGACACGGCGGAGGCACGCCCCCCCUCCGUGUCGGCGCUCCUGAUCCGGGACCUUCUGCCCGUCGCCAAGUUCGGAGACUCCGACAUUGCCGCCCGACAAAACGGCUGCGCCUGCGCGGUUUGCCUGUUCGAGUUCUCCGAGGAGGAGGAGAUUCGGUGCAUGCGCAACUGCAAGCACAUUUUCCACCGUACCUGCGUGGACCGUUGGAUCGACCACGAUCAGAAAACUUGCCCUCUCUGUAGGACCCCCUUUGUGCCAGAUGAUAUGCUUGAUGAUUAUAAUCAACGCCUCUGGGCUGCUUCUGGGGUUAACGAGUUUUACACCGAUUACACUUCUUCUUUCUGAACUUCUCAUCAUCAAUCAUGAAAGCGAAUUGUAUAUAACAAAACCGAAAAUAAAAGAAAAAAUGAAAAUUUUGAGCCAUUGCAUAAUGGACACACUUUUUAGUUACUAUUAUUAUUGAUAGUGGUGUUAUCCGAAUUUCAUCCACUACUACGGUGGCUUGUGAAUCAUUGAAUAGAAUUUGUGAA